CAACAGCUUCGAGAAAAUCUGAAAUGUUUCUUGGUUCAGUUUGAUGACAUUUUCUGCUGAAAUGACAGCCUGUGGAUAAAAAACUUGAUGCUGAACUACAUUUGGCAAAGAUGACACAGAACAUGUUUCAGGAGGGGCUGUACCAGGUGUUUGUAAGGGAGACACCCCCAACCUCACCACCGACCCAGAUCACUGCUGACAAUGAGGAGCUGUAUGAUGUCAGGAUUCAUCGAUGGUUUGGCACGGUAGUUAACACCAGAGUCCUAGUCGCUGGGGCGGUCCAGAUCAAUGGUGCCUUGGCUUGCAUACUUUUUACAGUCACCUAUGCAUGUGUGACUUACAACUGCUCUGUCUCCAUGAUAACAUCAGUGUGGUCAAGCCUAUCUUAUCUGGCUGCUGGUUGUCUGGCAGUAGAGGUUCAGAGGAGAGCUAAUCAACUGAAGGUCAUUACUCUGAUGGGUCUGAACAUCUUCAGUCUGCUGUUCGGCUUCACUGCUCUCCUGGCUAACAGUGUCAGCUCUACAGUGCCUUUCCCACUCUCCACAAAAGAACAGCGUGCUGGUUCAAGUGUUGCAAAGGGGAGCACCAUAGCUUUUACUGUUCAGUGUUUUCUUGCUUCAGUCUACAUACUUUUCCUGUCCUGGAAAGGUCUAAGUCGUUAUAGUUCAACCUACAGCCGCGUUUCACAGAAUCAAGAUGAAACCAAUGGGCCUCUGCUGGAACAAGAGGAAAUCACUCUGUAAAUCUCCGUGACCUGAGGAGGCUUACUCCUGAAUGCACCUCAUCGUUUUAACUAAGUUAUUGCUGUUCAUUAGCCUUUGUUUGACUCUUCAGAACAGCUUGGGUAGUAAAUUGCAUUAGGUGUUAUACAUUUGUAUCCUGAUAUAUUACUCUGUAUAACUUCUCUGGAUUCACACAAUGUCAAAACUGGCUUUCCUCAAGUCAAAACCUUCAUAAAUCAACCUCAUAUUUAUGUAGUGGUGUAUUACAUAUAUGCUUUUACUCUUGGCCAAUAUACUCUUCAUCCAAAUGUUGUUUAAAUUGAUCACAUUUUUCAACCUUCUGUGAUUUUGUAUUUUCAACACUAGAGGGCAGUCCUGCCACUGAUUUGACCUGUUGUACAGUUUGAUGCUGUAUAUCCAAUCAGGUCCAAGUUUAAGAAGAGGAUGAUGCUGUUUUUAAAAAAAACAAAACAUGUUGCUAAAGUUCAUCUGAGGUCAUCCUAUUCACUGACUAAUUGACAAAGAAAGAGUACAUUAAUAAUUUUACUCACUUAUAUUUAUAACAUCAAGAGACUGUGAACAAUAAAUGUGCAAAAAUAAUUGAAUAUAGGGCUCGAAUUCAACCUGUAGGUCUGUUUACAUACUUUAUUUUACAGAACACACAAGAAGCUUUUUAAACAUUGUAAUAAUCCUUGCCAUUACAAGGAUAAAUAUUGUACAUCAGGUGUAACAUGUAGAGUAGCAUGUGCUGUGGAAGAUAAGUUGAUGAAUGUAUUAUUUACGAUUUGUAUGCAGUCACACUCUCUGUAAAAGCAUAAACAUGGUCAAGACCAGGGAUACCCCUAUGACUGAGAAUAUAAGUAUGAGCAGUACAUUGUGAAUUCACACAUGAAUAAUUUGUUAACUGUGCCUGUGUUGUAACUUAAAUGAUUAAACAGUCAUAAUG
Notolabrus celidotus (New Zealand spotty) is the source of this 1668-nucleotide messenger RNA. RefSeq lists its product as uncharacterized. Lineage: Eukaryota; Metazoa; Chordata; Actinopteri; Labriformes; Labridae. The record is from RefSeq and is a predicted model, not a curated record. The transcript has 7 exons. The coding region runs from base 111 to 743 and encodes 210 amino acids.